UACAUCCAUAAUGAGAGAAGUCAUCAGUAUCAAUGUCGGUCAAGCCGGUUGCCAGAUUGGUAACGCAUGCUGGGAAUUAUACUCCCAGGAACACGGAAUCAGACCUGAUGGUUACUUACAAGAAGGUUUAGACAGACCUAAAGGGGGCGAGGAAGGCUUUUCAACCUUUUUCUCUGAAACCGGCUCCGGAAAGUACGUUCCUCGUGCUUUAUACGUAGACUUGGAACCCAACGUCAUUGACGAAGUCCGUACCGGUAAGUACAAGGACUUGUUCCAUCCUGAGCAGUUGAUUGCUGGUAAAGAAGAUGCCGCCAACAACUACGCUAGAGGUCACUACACUGUAGGCAGAGAGAUCUUGGACGACGUUUUGGAAAGAGUCAGAAAGAUGGCUGAUCAAUGCGAUGGUUUGCAAGGUUUCCUCUUUACCCAUUCUUUGGGUGGUGGUACCGGUUCCGGUUUAGGUUCGUUAUUGUUGGAGCAAUUGUCGAUCGACUACGGCAAGAAGUCCAAGUUAGAGUUUGCUGUCUAUCCAGCUCCCCAAGUGUCCACCUCUGUAGUUGAACCAUACAACACCGUUUUGACAACCCAUACCACCUUGGAACACGCCGAUUGUACGUUUAUGGUUGACAACGAAGCCAUUUACGACAUGUGCAGACGUAAUUUGGACAUUUCCAGACCCAACUUUGACUCAUUAAACAGCUUGAUUGCCCAAGUUGUUUCUUCUGUCACCGCCUCCUUGAGAUUUGACGGUUCCUUAAACGUGGACUUGAACGAGUUCCAGACUAACUUGGUUCCAUACCCUAGAAUCCAUUUCCCAUUGGUUUCGUACGCUCCUGUUUUCUCCAAGCAAAGAGCUAACCACGAAUCCAACUCUGUAGCUGAGAUCACUGCUUCUUGUUUCGAGCCAGGUAACCAGAUGGUUAAGUGUGAUCCUAGAACCGGAAAGUACAUGGCUACUUGUUUGUUGUACCGUGGAGAUGUAGUCACCAGAGACGUUCAAAACGCCGUAGCUCAAGCCAAGGCCAAGAAGACUGUUCAAUUGGUUGACUGGUGUCCUACCGGCUUCAAGAUUGGUAUUUGCUACCAGCCACCUACAGCCAUCACUGGCUCCGAAUUGGCCUCUGCCAGCAGAGCUGUUUGUAUGUUGUCUAACACUACUGCCAUUGCUGAAGCCUGGAGAAGAAUCGACCGUAAGUUCGACUUGAUGUACUCCAAGAGAGCUUUCGUCCACUGGUAUGUUGGUGAAGGUAUGGAAGAAGGUGAAUUCACUGAAGCCAGAGAAGACUUGGCUGCUUUGGAAAGAGACUACAUCGAAGUUGGAACCGACUCGUUCCCAGAAGAAGAAGAAGAAUACUAAGCUAGCUUGGGUUUUACUGGUUCUUCUUUUCUUUCAAUUUAAAGGUCAGCGAUGGUUGCUCUACACUUUAUAGUUCAUUCUAAUACCCUGCUUUGUUCAUACUUUCUUUGGUUUUCCUCUGUGGUUUUUUUAGUAUAUAAUAUACAUUGUUACGUAUAAGCUUUGUGAAGCUACGUGUGAAGCUAUGUAUAAUUCUAUUGUGAUUCAUAUAUAAUAUAUAGAUUUAAUAAUUAUAGU
Molecule: messenger RNA, 1594 nt
Organism: Scheffersomyces stipitis CBS 6054
Lineage: Eukaryota; Fungi; Ascomycota; Pichiomycetes; Serinales; Debaryomycetaceae
Gene: TUB1
Product: alpha-tubulin
Exons: 2
Coding region: 11-1357 (448 amino acids)
Biological process (GO): microtubule cytoskeleton organization; nuclear division; nuclear migration by microtubule mediated pushing forces
Cellular component (GO): spindle; microtubule; nucleus
Molecular function (GO): structural constituent of cytoskeleton; GTP binding
Source: RefSeq, a predicted model, not a curated record